Molecule: messenger RNA, 1523 nt
Organism: Rhodamnia argentea
Lineage: Eukaryota; Viridiplantae; Streptophyta; Magnoliopsida; Myrtales; Myrtaceae
Product: endonuclease 4-like
Exons: 11
Coding region: 319-1209 (296 amino acids)
Biological process (GO): DNA catabolic process
Molecular function (GO): endonuclease activity; nucleic acid binding
Source: RefSeq, a predicted model, not a curated record
GACGGUUAGCACGAUGCGCACGUCGCUGUCGCUUCAUCAUCUUUCUUCUUCUGUUUUUAAAUUAUGUUUGAUCUUUUGGGAUUUUCACCUCUUUGCAAUUUCCGUUGAUCGUUUGAACGACAGCUACACCGGAAACAAGCAGAGUCCCCACGAAGAAAAUCCAUUGAUGCUCUGAAGAAUCAGUCAGAACAGUUGCCGUUCCUCAUGUCGUGAAGAGUCUGUAAAAAUCAGAACUUUCAGACUCUCCAUUUUGUUCUUGAAGCUGUGUGACCCGCAAAUUAAGUGACACCGGUUUCAAGAUCUGUUUUCUGGCGGGAUAUGGGUGGAAAUGGGUUUCUUCUGGCUUGGAGGUUUGUCGUGCUUCUUCAGUUGAUCAGUGGUGUUCUCGGUUGGGGAAAGGAAGGUCACUACGCAACUUGCAAAAUAGCAGAGGAGCUUCUAACAGAAGAUGCCAAGGCUGUGGUAAAACAUUUGCUUCCUGAUUAUGCUGGAGGGGAUCUUGCAUCUCUUUGCUCCUGGCCUGAUGAGAUUCGUUUUCACUAUCACUGGAGUGCUGCUUUGCACUAUGUUGACACGCCAGAUUUCAAGUGUAACUAUGAAUACUGCAGAGAUUGCCAUGACUCUUCCGGGCACAAAGAUAUGUGCGUUACCGGGGCAAUCUACAAUUAUACAAGGCAACUCGAAGCAGUUGGCGACUCCUAUGCAAUAACAAAUUACAACUUAACAGAGGCACUUCUUUUCUUAUCACAUUUUGUUGGGGAUGUCCAUCAGCCCCUGCACGUUGGUUUCACUGGAGAUUUGGGUGGAAAUACGGUAAUUGUUCAUUGGUACCGGAGGAAGACUAAUUUACACCAUGUGUGGGACAACAUGAUUAUUGAUUCUGCAUUAAAAACAUUUUAUCAGUCUGAUCUUUCUCAAAUGAUCCAAGCCAUUCAGAGAAACAUUACGGAUGGCUGGUCCAAUGAUGUACCAUCUUGGGGAGAUUGUGCAUCUAACAAAACAGUUUGUCCAGAUCCUUACGCUUCUGAAAGCAUCAAGCUGGCAUGUAAAUACGCAUACAGGAACGCCACACCAGGAAGCACUCUAACAGAUGGCUACUUCCUCUCAAGGCUGCCUAUUGUAGAGAAGAGACUAGCUCAGGCAGGGGUCCGCUUAGCGGCGAUCCUGAACCGGGUUUUCGCUUCUCCGAAGCAAACUGCACGUGAAUGAAAGACUAUUGGAGUACACCAACUGUUUCUCAAGCUCACGGCAUGGGGACCUGAUAAUUCGGUUCAGCCACAUGGACGAUCUACUAAGCGGAAUUGACUAGCCGUUCUCUUUUUUUAUCAACCUUUAAGGGCAAAAAAUAAUUACACUCCUUGGCCACCUAAUCCUCUCCAUCCUAUUUUACAUGCUGAUGCUAUGUAUAUCCCAGAAUAUGCCCUGUUCUCUAUGUAAUGGCAGUCAAACGUUUGGGACAAGCAACAACAGUUAGAAAUGCUUACGUGCAAGCAAUGGAAAUGUUCUCAAAAGUUGUGUAUAUA